This is a messenger RNA of Penicillium digitatum Pd1, 741 nucleotides long. Its product is annotated as ThiJ/PfpI family protein. NCBI's taxonomy places the organism in Eukaryota, Fungi, Ascomycota, Eurotiomycetes, Eurotiales, Aspergillaceae. The record is from RefSeq and is a predicted model, not a curated record. Gene Ontology annotation, biological process: regulation of DNA-templated transcription.
AUGCCCUCGCCCCUCCGCAUCGGCGUCCUCCUCGUGGGAACCGUCCAACUCCUCGACCUGUCAGCCGUCGACCUCCUCUACAUGACAACCCCGGAAUACCUACAAGAAUGCUCACUCCCGCAGCCCCUGGUGAAUCUGGGUCGGGCCUGCGAGAUCCACUACAUCGCACACAACGGACCAAACACAACUGUCAACACGACCUCACAGAUGUCCAUACAACUGACAGAUUCGCUCAUAGACUCUUCCGUUUCUCCAGGAAAGCUAGAUCUCGUGCUAAUCCCCGGUCCACCGCCCAAAGCAAUGCCGCCAGCCGAAGAGUACCUCGACUUCGUGCGCGCGCAUUUCGCAGUCGGCACGCCGAUCUUGAGUAUCUGCACGGGGGCUUUUGUAAUCGGGUACUCCGGGAUUGUAAGUGGUCGAAAAGUAACCGCACCGCGGUUGUUGAUUCCUGAGAUGAGGCGGAAGUUUCCUGAGGCAAAGCUGUGGGAUGAUUCGGUCAGGGUUGCUAGGGAUGGGAAUUUAUGGACUAGUGGUGGAAUUACAAACGGAUACGAUCUGGUCGCUGGAUAUCUGCGUGAACAUUACCCUGCUGCUUUGGUGAAUACGAUCCUUGUCGCUGCAGACAUCCCUUCCCGUCCGGCAGCGUAUGCUAGUUCCGCGACGGGUGAUACGUUCUAUGUGCUGUGGCAGGUUCUUCGGGCGUUUCCGGAUGCAGUGGCUCGGUUGUUUAGGGGGAAGUGA